Molecule: messenger RNA, 4353 nt
Organism: Dalotia coriaria
Lineage: Eukaryota; Metazoa; Arthropoda; Insecta; Coleoptera; Staphylinidae
Gene: ken
Product: ken and barbie
Exons: 4
Coding region: 1239-3056 (605 amino acids)
Biological process (GO): regulation of transcription by RNA polymerase II
Cellular component (GO): nucleus
Molecular function (GO): DNA-binding transcription factor activity; RNA polymerase II cis-regulatory region sequence-specific DNA binding; protein binding
Source: RefSeq, a predicted model, not a curated record
CAGCAGCGGUGUUGAGUUUAGUCAGAGAGUUGAGAGCGCGAGAGAGGCGAGUGGGGGGAAACCACGCUAAGCCGAGUCUGCUCAGUGAGACCAGCAUGAAAGGGGGAAAGUAAAGGGAGAAAUUAAGAACGAGCAGUAUUAGCGCGCGCUCCGCUCCCGUCGCGAGCAGCGCGUCGCCGUCGACAUUUCGCAUCGUCACGUGCGUUUCGACACAAUCCAUACCAACAACAACAACAACAACCUGCUAGACGCGCGCGCGAUCUCCCCGAAAAAGGGUCUCAACUACUCAAUCUGCAGUCCACUCUUCCUUCCACACGCGCGCUGGGACUUAAGUUCAGUUUGGAAUUUCGGAGUUUCGCUUUCGUUCGCGCGCGCGUGUGCGGUUUAAGUGUGUGUGCGUUUUGUACCAAUCGAGCGCGGAGCAGCGGAGCGCCGCGCGUUCCAUUCGUGCGCUCGCCUCACUUUUACUUUCAUUUCGUGGCGCAACAAACGCGACCACGACUGUACGCUCUCAGGCGGACGGAGCCGCGCGUGUCGUGCCCCAAAAAUACGAAUCCGCGCGCGGCGCUCAAUACGCGCGAGCCGCCGACCGCGAGAAGAACGCGCGGACCACCGCCGAAGACACCCGCGAGGAUGACCGCCCGAUUUGGUACCACGCGCCUCCACCAACCGUCCAACCAUCACCACCAUCGGGAAUAAUCCACGAGGAUUUAAUCCGCAUCUUGAUUUGUUGGUUUUGAAAAGUUUGUCGAAAGUUUUUUUCUUUCGGCAAAGUUUCAUACUUUACAAAGUUCACAUUGGUGGUCUUGUUGUUGGUGUGUCCUGGAAAAAAUUCCACACAGUUUCGAGGAGAAAAUCGAAAGUAAAAGUGCAGAGUGCGCGGCUGGGCCGAAAUCGAAAGUGAACUGAAUUACGACAACUUGUUGCUUCAUCGCUCGGCGCGCGCGCGCGCUCGCGCAAUCGGAACGUAACCGCUUUUCAAACCUACCAAAGCGACAAAACACCUCACAACCACCUGAAAAUUUUUGGAUUAAAGUGUGUGUAUGUGUGUCACAACAAAAAAAGUGUCUCUGUGUCUUGUUAUCUUCAUCAACAAACGGAUUAAUGUUUUCAUCAAAGUGUCGCCCUUUGUAUUGUGGAUAUUACACGCCCAGGUGACCCCCAGGGUGGCAGCCAAUUCAAAUGAACACCUGUGAUCGAUAGUAAAAUCUCCAUCAUCCCCCUUCGUGUCAAUCGCCAUGUACGCGGACGAAACGGAAGCGCACGGCCUACUAACCUUGCACUAUGGCAAACACCAUGCGACGAUCGUAGACGAGAUCAAGACGUGCUUCACGUCCGAGUGCUACGCCGACAUGACGUUCAUCUGUGAUGAUCGCACCACGCUCAGCGCGCACAAGUUGAUUAUGGCGUCCGCCAGUCCUCUAGUGCGCGCCAUCCUCGGCGAGGCUGUCCAUGCGCACAGCCCCGCUGUUGUUCUCAUUCCCGGGAUCAAGAGCAGUCAUUUGAGGCAUCUGCUCGACUUCCUCUAUCAUGGUCAAGCAUGUAUUAAGUCUAGCGAAUUGGACAGUAUCCAAGAACUUUUCGAAGUCCUCCAGAUAAAAUCGGAUGUGUGGGAGUCAAGUACGCGGGAAGAAGCGAAAAAGCUCACAGAUGAGGGUUGGACGCAAAAUUCCGAAAGUGGUUCAGACUCAAUGACGAUAGUGAAAAAAGACCCCGAUGAAGACCACCGUAGUGAAGAGGACGACGAUGAAAAAGAGGAAGGCGAAAUCAAGGACGAUGAUGAUGACGAAGACGAUCACAUAAACGAACGGAAUGAUAAUGAUGAAGAACGAAGAAGUACAUCACCCAACCCUGUCAACCUUUCACUCAACUCAAAGUCAAUGGACAACGAGGACGAAAACGACAACGACAACAACAGUAAAGUUGAGAGCACAGAUGAGCCCAGUAGUGGGGAUACUCUGAAAAUAGGCCAGUCGACAGUGAAAAUUGCCCCUAAGGUUCACGAGCACUACCAUCACCAUCGGAUGAAACGGAAGAGCAUGUAUAUAGAGCCCAUUGUCCUGAAGCAUCACGAAGAAUUCGCCAGUUUGAAGCCGCCCAUUGGGGACCAGAAGCUUAUAUCACUAGUACAAACCCCCGAGAAUUACGUGGUCACACCACAUCGGAAGCGCCGACCUGGUUUCCACAACUCCCCAGCGCAAAACCCGCCCUUCGUGCCGUUCUCACCUAGUUAUAUAGAUGAAGGGGCGAUACACCAACGAUAUAAAACCCUCCAACACCCACUUUUAGCUGCUCAUCAUCCAUUGUCCCUAAGUGCUCCACCGUUUUUAGUGGAAAGGACACAUACCCCCACACCAGGUCAACAUGCGGAUGGUACAUCAGGGGAUAACGUAGUGGUAAAAUACAGACCACCCUCAGCGGACCAGAGUGUAUCCGAAGGGUAUUCCGGUUUUGAACAUACCUGGGGAGCAUGGUCAUUAUGCCAAGCACAGGUAAACACUCCAGAAGACCGUGAGAGGGAUCGAGAUCGAGACCGAGACAGGGAUCGGGAUAGGGACAGAGAUAGAUCUCGUGAGCGGGACCCAUCAAUACCAGCUUUCCCCACAAACGCACCUGUGUCCGAUGACAACCCGGAAAGCUCCCAUUCUACCACCAGAAGUUCCGGGGGACCAGGAGGUGUUGAUAAUGUAGGAUUGACAAAAAAUACCACUCCUGGUACAGGAGGUGGUGGUCAGGUGAGAGAAUACCGCUGUGAGUACUGCGGUAAACAGUUCGGUAUGUCAUGGAACCUCAAGACGCACCUGCGUGUCCACACCGGCGAGAAACCAUUCGCGUGCCGGCUGUGCGUGGCGAUGUUCAAGCAGAAGGCACACCUGCUGAAACACUUAUGCUCGGUGCAUCGCAACGUCAUCUCUGCAAGCAGCGAUGGCAGCGUCGGCCGCUUCAACUGCUGCUUCUGCCCGCUCUCCUUCGAAUCCCUGCCCGAGCUGAUACGCCAUCUGUCGGGCCCGCACAACAACCUGCUGCUCAGCAAGAAUAUGCACGAGCUCAAAUGAACGAUGACAUUCCAAACGACUCGCGCGAGAAUUGUGUGAAAAUGUGAAGUUUUUGUUUUUAGACGGUACGAAUCCGUUUUGUGAUAAAUUUACACGUGAGCGAAAACGAUGAAAUGAGACUUUUCACCCCUGUUAACCCCCCACCACCCCCUCAGGGACAUAACCCCCAGAACGUACACCCGCGUCCGCCCCCCGUCUUCCUCAUAGUGCUUUAGUAAUUUUAUACGCAUGAAAAACAUAGAUUUAUACGCAAAUAUGUAACAUAGUAACAUUCUCUCAACCGACGCUGUGUUCAAAACGACUCGUGUACCUAAAACGAACGACGAUCGAGAUCGACGGAGACUGCGCGUGGUGUGUAUGACAUGAAAGCAAGCAGCGAAUGGCGCUGAUUUCCUGUUAUAUACAUCACAAGUGGUGGAUUUAUGCAAACGCACGCAGCGCCAAACAAAAAACGCCGCUAACCUACAACGUCAGCCAUUUUUUUUUUCUUUUCUUUCGUUUUCUUUACCUGUGCGUCCGUUCGCACAUUUCACAUUUAGCGUGUGCGACGCGCGCAGGCCCAAUUACUAUUUUUACUCUCGGCUUACAUAAAGUAUUUAAACUUGCGCAAGAAGCUGCGAGCGCGUUUUUUGUUUGCCUCCGCGUGCAUUUCUCGAAAAAUACUUAUGGUUUUUACUACAAAACUGGAUCAUGUAUAUUAUUAUGAAACGAAACGUAUAUUUUUUGAAUAUACACACCAAAGACGUACGAAAGUAAGAAAAAUUACGGAAGCGCCACUUAUGUCGAAGACGAGACACACACACCAACAUAAAUUUUUUUCUACGCGAAAUAUUUUUUGAAAACUAUUUUUUGAUACUGAUUUUGAAAUCAUUUUGUGCAAUCCACUACAACUUGUGUGUGCUCUUGCCUGACGGAAACAAAUUGCGACAUCUUGAACGAAAAAAAAAUCUUGUAACUCGCGUUACGGCCAUUGGCAAUAUCGAAAAUCUAAUUCGACAUCUAAAAGCAUCGCACGGUUAAUUUUUGUGUUUUAUAAUUUAAUAUUGUUUUUUGUUUAGUUAGAUGCGCAAAAUCAACUGCAACGCAAUUUUUCGCAAAUUUUUUUCCUUCUUUUGUUUUAUUUAACGAUGUGGUACAAACAUGUGGUACGUUAGGUUUAAUUACAUUUUAAAAACACACACACACACGACAUUUCUGUAAAUACAAAGAGGCGAUUAUGCUCUUGGACGCUGCAGACUCUUGUAAAUAAUGAUAUUUAAGAUAAUGACUAUUUAAAAUAUAAAUCAAAUCACCUUUG